CCUUCAACAAACCGCCGUUAAGAACAUCCGAAAUUCAUUUUUCUAUGGUAGACAUCUCUCCCCACCACUUUCUCAACAAAGAAUAGAAGCUGCUGCUGAAAAGAGAAACAUGACCGUUAUUGCGCAUCGCCGUGUGCGCCGGAGAAUUUAAUUUUUAACGGAAAACCAUACGUUACAUUGCUUAUCGUAAUAUUUAAAUGUUAUUUUGUACACUUAAAACUUUUGUUUAUUGUGUUUUAUUUCCCAUUCCCAAUUGACAGUGAAUUAGUAAUUAGUGCACAGUACUAUUCCGUAAUCCGUUCACCGUUGUGGUCGCCGCUUGCCCGUCGGUGUAUUCCAUAUUAAAAUAUGGAUUGUCAAUCGACAGAUAUAUUUGAAAUUUAUAAGUUGUUUUCGUCAUUGACAGAAAAUGGUAUUACAGAAAUGGACAAUGGUUUUCAGGUACAAUCUUCCAAACUAGAUGCUGUUUAUAAUGAAUUAUUACAAUCGGCACAGAAUGUGCCUGAAAAAAAUAUAUCCAAAAGACAAUCUAAAAUAAAAAAUGAUCAUGUUGGAGAUCUCUUUGCUACUGAACCAAGCUUUCAACAACCAGCUGUUCCGCCUAUCCGCAGAACUACAAGACAAGCUUCUAUUAUUGCAUCAGAUAAAGUGAAAGGCACUAGAGAAUCCUCAACAAUCAGCAGCUCUGGACCAUCUACAAGAGCGAGUCGAGCAAGAGCUUUAUCUACAUUUAUGGAUAUAGCUCCUAUUGCUUGUCCAACAGCGAAUUCAACUUUCGUAGUCGAUAAAAAAAUGAUGAGAAAUGUUGAAGAACCUGUUUCUCCAGGGAUGUUUUCUCCAGACAUUGGGACCCAUAUAAAGGAAACUAAUGCCAAUAAAACUUAUGAUUUGACUAAAAGAUUGUCGGCAAAAAAUCCUACAAAAAAAUUGGGGAUAAUUAUUGAUUUACCAGAAGAAUCUCCAAUUAGUACUGAAAAUUCUACACAACCUAAAACAUUAAUCAAAUCUAACCCUAAGAAAAAAAGUCUUGAAUCUCAAACUAAAAAUAAACGGCGUGAAAAAUUAGAAGAUAUUGAUGUCAAUAUAGAGGAGAAAUCGCAUAUGACCAGAACAAUGAAAAGAAAACUUCAAGAAGAAAAUAAUAUUGAUGCCAAAAAGCCUAAUGUAUUGUAUGUGCCAUUAGAAAAACAAAUAUCAACUCCAGGAAAAUCAUUAGAAGAUAUUCAAGCACAAACUCCUCAUCAAAUCAGAGAAAACGAAGCUGAAAAAAGAAAAGAAUUAUAUCUUAAAUCCAAGGCAGAUCAAAGGAAAUUUGAUGAUCAACAUUUAAGGGCUGCUAAACACAGAGAAGAUCAAAUGAAACGUGCUGAAGAAAAAAUUAAAAAAACUGCCGAAGAGAAUAGGAAAAAAGAAGAAAAACAAAAAGAAAAGGAAAUGAUGAUGAAAGAGGAAGCAUUAAAGAAACAAAAGCUAGCAGAACUUCGAUUAGCUGAGAUUAAUGCUAAACGUAAACUAGCCGAAGAAGCAAAACAUUUAAAAAUAAAAAAACUUGAAAUGAAUCGCAUUAUGAAAGAAAAUGAAUUAAAGAAGAAAAAUGAAACAAAACCAGAAAAAAGUAAAUCAGUAAUUCGUCCUAAAGCAUUAGGUUCAAAUAUACCUGCUUCAUCAGCAUCAAAAUCAGCAACAUUACCAAAAUCAAAAAUUGAUAACAAAAAUGAUUAUGGGUUAAAUGAUGUAUCUGCUCGUGAUUCUUCCGAAGAUGAAUCUGGGCCCAAAAAACCUGUUCCAAACUGGGCAAAACGAGAAAAUAGAAAAGCUGUACUUGAACUUCAAUAUCAUAUUGAUUCUAAAGAAAGGGACUUAUUCUUUGACUGUCCUAAAAGUAUGAGUCUUAAAGAAAUGUUCAAAGGCUGGAAUAUCCGUGAUAAACAACGCACAUCAAGUGCAGUUUGGAAUACACCUCCUCGUUAUAGUGAAUAUAUUCGCAGAUAUUAAUUCACUUGUAUUAAUCGAGUAAAAUUAUGUUAUUUUUGUAAGAUUUUUUUUAAGAAUAAUUAAUAAUAAUUUUACUGUUCUUGUAAU
Molecule: messenger RNA, 2082 nt
Organism: Myzus persicae (green peach aphid)
Lineage: Eukaryota; Metazoa; Arthropoda; Insecta; Hemiptera; Aphididae
Product: inner centromere protein-like
Exons: 12
Coding region: 349-1995 (548 amino acids)
Biological process (GO): meiotic spindle midzone assembly; metaphase chromosome alignment; mitotic cytokinesis
Cellular component (GO): kinetochore; meiotic spindle midzone; midbody
Molecular function (GO): protein serine/threonine kinase activator activity
Source: RefSeq, a predicted model, not a curated record